CACGCACCUUUGCGGCCACAGCCUCGGGCUCCACCAGCGCCGUCCUUGUGCUUUUGGCCUCCUUACCUCAGCGCACAUUUACGGAUGAGACAGACGGCCAGCCUCAAGUCUUGAUCAGCAUUGGGCGCCGAGCCCGCGCACAACAUCAUCCUUCCCGCCAGUCGCCCUCUCUACUCCCUCCCCUCCUUGAACUCGCACAGCACUUGGCGCCAGCCAUGGAGGCGUUCAAGUCCCUCUUCGCAAAGCCGGACCCCCAGGCACAGGCCCGAAAAUGCAACGCCAUGAUCCGGUCCAACAUCCGGAAACUCGAUCGCGACAUUGCUCAGGUUAAGCAGGUUGAGAUCAAGACCAAGAACCUCAUCCUAGCGGCCGACAAGCGCGCCCAGCGAGACCCCACGAGAGCCAAGCAGGCGCAGAAGGAGGUCCGGGACUUUGCGCGCGAGCUGGUCCGCGCGCGCAAGACGUCGGCGCGGCUCAUCACGUCCAAGGCGCAGCUCAACUCGGUGCAGAUGCAGGUCAACGAGGCCUUUGCCGUGCGCAAGAUUGAGGGCUCGAUCCGGGCCAGCGUCGGCAUCAUGAAGGACGUCAACCACCUCAUCCGGCUGCCCGAGUUGUCCGGCACGAUGCGGGAGCUCAGCGUCGAGCUGAUGAAGGCGGGCAUCAUCGAGGAGAUGGUUGACGAGACGCUGCCCGAGGACGUUGACCUGCUGGGUGAGGACGAAGAGGCCGAGGGCGAGAUUGAAAAGAUCCUGGGCGAAGUCCUCAGUCGGAAGGAGCCAUCUAUGCCCGCUGCCCCGGUGCCGGAGCCGCAGAAGCCGGUGGCGGAGGAAGAGGAGGACGAGGAAGACGCAGAGGCAAUGAUGGAUCAGAUGAGGAACCGAUUAGAUGCUUUGCGCAGCUAG
Molecule: messenger RNA, 902 nt
Organism: Trichoderma reesei QM6a
Lineage: Eukaryota; Fungi; Ascomycota; Sordariomycetes; Hypocreales; Hypocreaceae
Exons: 2
Coding region: 216-902 (228 amino acids)
Biological process (GO): endosome transport via multivesicular body sorting pathway; protein transport; late endosome to vacuole transport
Cellular component (GO): ESCRT III complex; multivesicular body
Source: RefSeq, a predicted model, not a curated record